Molecule: messenger RNA, 2883 nt
Organism: Astrephomene gubernaculifera
Lineage: Eukaryota; Viridiplantae; Chlorophyta; Chlorophyceae; Chlamydomonadales; Astrephomenaceae
Source: the annotation of a GenBank genome assembly
CGAUCAUAUAAGCGGUUAUCGGCGCCGUUUCCUUUAUGGCUGCUUGUUACUUCCCCAUUAUCAACGCUUAGCACGUAAACACUCUGGCUUUUUUAAAAUCGCCUAGUUCCCACACCACCUGCGCCUUGUUUAGUUGUUAAACUAUUUCUUUGUACGUGUUAGGGAUAAGUGCUACGUGUUGGCAGCGCGCCGUGUUUGUUGCUUACGCCGGUCGGCAUGCUUCUGCAAUAGUAUGAGCUCAGACUCGGGUUCCUGCUCCGGAUCGUUCCGCUCGUCUCGCAAAAGGGCCAACGAGGAUUAUUUUGAAGAAAUUGAUUCCAAGCGCGCCUGCGCCAUGUUUCAGGGACAGCCGGCAGCGGCGUUGCUGGAGACUCUGCGAAGUGGCCUGAACAGCACCUCCUAUGCUCCUCCAGAUAAGGGCGCGCUUCGUAAAGCGGCACACUCCCUAGCAGAGCUAUGCAAGCAAGAUGAGUUUAUCGAUGACGUGGUUGCCGAGGGUGCUAUCGAGGUAGUUGUGCCAUUGCUGAACGCUGGAGGCUCAGCUAUGCGGGAACAGCAUCAAGAAGAUACCGGCGUUUCAGGAGCAACACUUCAGGAGGAACUUGACAAGGAGUUAUGCUUUAUCCUGGGCUUGCUCGCUGUCAAGCCGGAGUACCAGACGCGCAUUGCUUCGUCAGGCGCUCUCACAGGCCUUGUUCGCUUACUUAAAGAGCACAAGCUUACAUCUAUUACAAAACCCCAGCCAGGCAGCGGUGGCGUCGCACGACGGGCUGCAGAUGCCAUCACGAACCUAGCGCACGAGAAUGUAGAAAUCAAGAACAUGGUUCGAGAGCAAGAUGGCAUUCCUCCGCUCGUCGGCCUGCUGGAGGCCAUGGACGUGAAGGUUCAGCGAGCGGCCUGCGGUGCGCUGCGCACGCUUGCGUUUAAGAACGAGCAGAACAAGAAUGUCAUUGUUGAGCAGGGCGCGCUGCCAACCCUCAUCCAGCUACUCCGCUCCGAAGACAGCGGGGUGCACUACGAGGCGGUGGGCGUCAUCGGCAACCUCGUGCACUCUUCACAGCACGUCAAGCUGCGGGUACUAGAGGAGGGUGCGCUGCAACCGGUGAUCAACCUGCUUAACUCUGACUGCCCCGACAGCCAGCGCGAGUCGGCUCUGCUGCUGGGCCAGUUCGCCACCGCCGACCCCGACACCAAGGCCAAGAUUGUGCAGCGUGGCGCCGUGCCGGCGCUCGUCCGCAUGCUGGGCAUGCCCGACGUCAGCCUCAAGGAGAUGGCCGCCUUCGCGCUGGGCCGCCUCGCGCAGAACGUAGACAACCAGGCCGGCAUCGUGCAGCUGGGCGGUCUACCUCCGCUGCUCGAACUGCUCGAGUCGAAGCACUACAACCUUCAGCACAACGCGGCGUUUGCGUUGUACGGACUGGCGGAGAACGAGGACAACAUUCCCGACCUCAUCCGCGAGGGGGCGCUGCAGCGUCUGGAGGACUGCAAGGAGAAGCUGCAAGUGCAGGCUUCCAAGGAUUGCGUACAGAAGACCAUCAACCGGUUGGAGCAGAAGCUGAAGCCCGACAACACCGCGGCGCCCAACCUGGCUGCCGCCAAGCGCGCGCUGCAGUCUAUGGUCUUCCUGCUGCGCUCCAACACCAAGACCGUGCAGCAGCGGGCAGCCAUGAGCCUAGCUAGACUGGCGCCAGACGAGCAGCUCAAGUCCAUCUUUAUCGACAAGCGCGGUAUCGAUGUCCUGCUGGACAUGUUGAUGGACCCCAACGUGUCGCACCGCUCCCACCGGGAGGCUGCGGCCGCGCUGCUGCAGCUCACCAAGAAGCUGGACGCGCACCUGCCUGUAGUGGACCAGCUGCCGCAGCAGCCGGGCCGCGCCGAGCGCUCCGUGUACCUGGGCGCCGAGUACGUGAACAACCCCACCCUGGCGGACAUCACCUUCAACGUGGAGGGCCGCCGCUUCUAUGCUCACCGCAUCGCGCUGCUAGCCUCGUCGGAGGCCUUCCGGGCCAUGUUUAGCGGUGGAUAUCGGGAGCGGGACGCGGACAGUGUGGACAUUCCCAACAUCAGCUGGUCGGUGUUUGAGGCCAUGAUGCGCUUCGUGUACACGGGUCAGCUGGACGUCACGCCAGACAUCGCCUUUGAGCUGCUGCAGGCAUCCGACCAGUACCUCCUGGAGGGGUUGAAGCGGCUCUGCGAGAACGCCAUAGCGCAGUCGCUCACGGUGGACAGCGUCAUGUCAACCUUUGAGUACAGCGAGCAGUUCUCCGCGCCGCAGCUGGGCCGCCGCUGCCUGCUGUUCGUCUUGGAACACUAUGACGACGUAUUCAAGCUGUACGACAACACCAAGGACCGCCCCUUCUACUUUGACUGUCUGCGCCGUAUGGUACCCUGCCUCAAGGACUCGCUGUACUGCGGCUCGGGUCCCAUCUGGGAUAAUUCCACGACUGCACACAACGGGGCCGCCGGUGCGGCGGCUGCAGGCACUGCGGGUGGGCCGGGUGCAGCGGCGCCUGCGGCAGCAGGGGGCGGGGACGGUGGAGCGGCUCCAGGAGGGGCCCCCGGGGCUGGCCCUGCGGCGGGGUGGGCCGGCGGCCGGGGCAGCCGAGCACAUUAGCAGAAGCAGAGCGAUGUGUGGCAAGCUUGAUGGAUGGGCCGGGGUAAGGGCGGCCGCAACAGGUGCACAGCCUAGUUGACGCUAGUUAGGUGGCGGAAGAUAUUGGCCCACGGCAUAGCAUGUUAGGUAUUUGUUCAUUUAAGAGUCCACAUAGUAUCGUGCCUAGUGAGUGGGAUGGAACCGGCUAAUGCACCAGCUCUGGUACGUGGGGACUGUUAUGUAUGAUAUCAACGGUACGGUUGUUGAGGCUGGCGUUCAUAACGGAGGGC